AUGGUUAAAUUUUCGCUUGAAAACAGCGACGUUUAUUAUUUAGCUCUAUCAGAGCAACCGAAAAGAUUUGACGCUGACAGUCCUGUGACAAAUGUGUUUUUUGAUGAGACUAAUGGACAAGUGUUCACAGUGCGAUCUGGUGGAGUUACUGGUGUAACUGUAAACAGCAUGGAGGAAUCUAAAUGUACUUCUUUCCGCAUGGAGGACAAGGGCCCUAUAAUUUCAAUAAAAUUUUCUCUAGACCAAAAAGUACUAGCCAUACAACGGAAUAAUGAUGGCCAAAGUGCAACAGUAGAAUUUGUCAAUUUCAAAGACUUGACUCCAACAAAUGCAGAAUACACACACACCUGCAAAUGGAAGAAUGCGAAAAUUCUAGGUUUUGUGUGGCCGAAAGCAAAUGAGAUUGCGUUUAUAACUGACCAUGGUAUAGAGUUGUUACAAGUUCUACCCGAAAAGAAGCAACUGAAGACUUUAAAGAGCAUAUCAUUCAGCGGUGCCUGGUUUUCAUGGUGUUCAAGAAGCAACAUUGUGGUACUGGCUGGCAACAAUGGAGCACUACUCCAACCCUUCUUCUUCAACAAUUCAACAAUCAACAAACUGCAAAAGUUGGAAUUGGAUUCCUCCAGACCCGUUGUAGAGCGAGAUGUAUUUAUUCUGCAGCUCUGUGACGUCACAUGGUGCGCGGUAUUUAGACAUGGACACACUGCCGUCAUGACUACUCCAGGCCCAACAGAGAUUUGGUUAAUGCCACUCUCCGGUGCAAAUGGUGUAAACUACACGCACAUACUGAAGACGGGUCUCGUUGGAAGAUUUGCGCUGAGCGUAAUGGAUGAUCUGGUUGCAGUACAUCAUCAGUCAAGUCAAACGUCGCAACUCUUCGAUAUAAUGGAGGAGUCUAAGGUGGAAAACAACACAGUCAUUCACAUACCAUUAGUGCCAGGGCAUUCGAUGAAGCCCGCAGUUGUGGAUGAACAACUUUGCCCUAUGUAUUCUGGCAACUGGGUGGUAUUUCAACCGGACUACAUAAUAGACGCUAGGCUUGGUUGCCUGUGGCGUGUGAAUCUCAUACCGGAGGGUCUAGCUAAUAAUGUUCCAAAGGACGAGAUAUCGAAAAUCGUUGCCGUUUUACUCAGACGAAAGGACGGUAAGGACACGGUGUACAGGAUAUUGAAUCAACUGGUUUUGUAUGUGGACAUAUACUUAGUUGAGCUGACGAAGGCCUUUGACGAGAUCAACUCUGUGUAUAGACAGUGGGCGGAGCUGGAGGUGGCUCGCAACACCGCUGGGCUGCCGGAUUGCGCGAGGGCGGGGGCGAAGGCGGGGAGGGGGGCGGGGCGAGGGGGAGGGUGCGGGGUCCUCGCCCAGCAUGACAUCUGCGCAAGGGUGCUCCAACCGCACGCUGAGCAUCCGAGAAUCGUGCAGGUGGUGACGGCAUACGUGGCGUCGCUGAGCCGGCACGGGCUGGCGGUGGGCGAGGGCACGAGCGCGCUGUGCGUGCGCGCGCUGGUGACGGGCGGGGCGCGGGCGCGGCUGCGCGCGCUGCUGCGCCGCCACGCCCUCGCCGACUCGCGCCCGCUCGCCUGCCAGCUGCUCUCGCUCGGCCACCUCGACCGCGCCGCCGCGCAGCUCGCCGUGGACAUGAUGUGGCGGCUGCGCGCCAGGGAGGAGAUAGUGGAGGUGUUGCUGAGCUGGGGCGAGCCGGUGAGCGCGGUGGGGGCGGCGCGGCAGAUGGACGAGGCGGGCUGGUUGGGGCUGGCGGCGCGGAAGCUGCUGGCGGCGGCCAGGCUCUUCGCGGAGACCAGCGCCGGGCCGGCCGCCUUCGUGGCGGUCUACCACGCGCUGCAGGCCCGGAACGAGCGGCUGCGCGGCUCGCCGCACUUCCUCAAAGGUGAGCAGUGCGAAAGCUACAUCGAGUAUUACAAACAAGUGACGGCCGAAAAA
Messenger RNA from Iphiclides podalirius (scarce swallowtail), 1941 nucleotides. The record is from the annotation of a GenBank genome assembly. Lineage: Eukaryota; Metazoa; Arthropoda; Insecta; Lepidoptera; Papilionidae.